Messenger RNA from Macrosteles quadrilineatus (aster leafhopper), 1872 nucleotides. It is a transcript of the gene Arp3, whose product is annotated as actin-related protein 3. Gene Ontology annotation, biological process: Arp2/3 complex-mediated actin nucleation. The transcript has 9 exons. The coding region runs from base 136 to 1395 and encodes 419 amino acids. Gene Ontology annotation, cellular component: actin cortical patch; Arp2/3 protein complex. Gene Ontology annotation, molecular function: actin filament binding. The record is from RefSeq and is a predicted model, not a curated record. NCBI's taxonomy places the organism in Eukaryota, Metazoa, Arthropoda, Insecta, Hemiptera, Cicadellidae.
UUAGGUUUCGGUUUCAGGUUUGGUUUGUCAUCUGGCAUUUCUCAAACAAAACUCACAAAACUGCAACUCCAACCCAACAAACUUUUGUCAACAGCUACAUAAUUUUGACAUUUUACUUGUUCGGUUCAAAUUACAAUGAGUGUCGGGAGGUUACCGGCUUGUGUCAUAGAUGUAGGAACUGGGUAUACCAAACUGGGGUUUGCCAAUAAUAAAGAACCUCAAUUCAUCAUUCCAUCAGCGAUUGCUGUUAAAGAAACCGCUAAAGUUGGUGACCAAGCUAUCAGGAGGUUGACAAAAGGAGUGGAGGAUUUAGACUUUUACAUUGGAGAUGAAGCAUUUGGUGCUACUGGAUAUGCUGUUAAGUACCCCGUCAGACACGGGUUGGUUGAAGACUGGGACUUGAUGGAAAGAUUCUUGAAGCAAUGUAUUUUCAAAUACCUCCGAGCGGAGCCAGAAGAUCACUACUUCUUACUCACUGAGCCCCCACUCAACACGCCUGAAAACAGAGAAUACACCGCAGAGAUCAUGUUUGAAACGUUCAAUGUGCCGGGGUUGUACAUCGCUGUGCAGGCUGUACUCGCUCUGGCUGCCUCGUGGAUGUCUCGCACCAUCGAGGAGCGAACACUGACUGGCAUCGUAGUAGACAGUGGCGACGGAGUUACCCACGUAAUUCCGGUGGCGGAAGGGUACGUGAUUGGCAGCUGUAUCAAGCAUAUCCCCAUAGCUGGGCGCAACAUCACAUCCUUCAUACAGUCGCUGCUGAGGGAACGAGAGGUCGGCAUUCCUCCCGAGCAGAGUCUGGAGACGGCCAAGGCUAUCAAGGAGAGGUAUUGUUACAUCUGCCCUGAUAUCGCCAAAGAGUUUGCCAAGUACGAUGCAGACCCUUCCAAGUCCAUCAAGAACUAUAAGGGCGUCAAUGCUGUUACCAAGAAACCCUUCAGUGUUGACGUCGGAUAUGAAAGAUUUCUGGGACCGGAGAUAUUCUUCCACCCUGAGUUCUCCAACCCAGACUUCACCCUUCCGAUAUCCGACAUCGUAGACAACGUCAUCCAGAACUGUCCGAUAGAUGUGCGUCGUCCUCUGUACAACAACAUCGUGUUGUCCGGAGGGUCGACCAUGUUCCGAGACUUUGGUCGGAGGUUGCAGCGAGACAUCAAGAGAGUCGUGGACGCUCGGCUACGAGACUCAGAGGCGUUGUCUGGAGGUCACAUAAAGCCUAAGAAGAUCGAUGUACAAGUUAUCUCCCAUCAUAUGCAGAGAUACGCAGUCUGGUUUGGAGGCAGUAUGCUAGCUUCUACGCCUGAGUUUUACAAUGUGUGCCACACAAAGAAGAAUUACGACGAGUACGGCCCGAGCAUAUGUCGCUACAACCCUGUGUUCGGCACCAUGACAUAAUUGCCAAGUUACCUUUGAGGUCGUCUUUUAAUCGUAAUAAUUAUUUUAGUGGUACCACAAUGUUUUUUCUAUAUUCUCAAGGACGGUUGUUUCUGAUUAUUUUUGUUAUGCAGUGUUCAUUUUAUCUUUAUGCAUGAAUCAGCUAUUAUCAAUCUAGCAAAAUGACAUAACCAUUUUAUUGUAUUAGAUUAAUUUAGUCAAGAACUUAAAACAUCAAAUCUAAACCACAACAACUUUUAUUUUUAAGGAAAGAUUCGUCAAUGGUUUCAAAAGCUUUAAAAUGAAUUUCCCUGUUAAAAUUAUGGCUUAAGACAAUGAAAACAUUGUGGUAUCAUGUAAUAUAUGGACUUAUAUUCUUUAUGUGUAAAUAUAUUGUUUUCUUUAUUUUCUAUUAGAGAUUCAUCCUUAUUUUAUGUUUGAGCAUUUAUACAAUAUAUUAAAAACAAUAUGCAUUAUCAAUAAGUAUUAAAAAUACAU